Molecule: messenger RNA, 1493 nt
Organism: Pelobates cultripes (western spadefoot toad)
Lineage: Eukaryota; Metazoa; Chordata; Amphibia; Anura; Pelobatidae
Source: the annotation of a GenBank genome assembly
AUGGAUACAGCCCCACUAGCCUACACGGGGGAACCAAGAGAGCACACUAGGGGAAUGGGGAGGAACAGGGGACACCCCUCAAACAUAACCUCACCCCUCUACACACCUAGAGGCGAGCCCGCAUCGUCACUUGAUGGGGACGGACACAAUCAGAGCCCCCCCCCAAGGUAUAUGGGAUGAGAUGGGUACCCUCAAGGAUGACAGGCUGCAUCUGAAACCUCACACAUAGGCACAGUGGAUUGGAGAGUCACUCACCCCUGCACGAGACAAAAUUUUGACCUACGGGGGAGAGGAACAUCCCCACUCCACUCUGGCAAACUGUAAGACCAGAUUGAAAAUAUAUCACUACAUACGCUUGUAUAAACCUUCUCAUGUUGUUAACAAUUAUGUUAUGUUUUUGUUCAUGUUUAUGAUUUUCGGUUUACUAUGCACGAGUGAAACACUGAUCCUGCUAUCCCGAAGGGACCGCCAGACAACAGCAAUAGAAAGGGGGGGAGACCAACAGACUCCUGACAGGUAUGGACUCUCCGCCCCAUACACAAAAGCACCCCACAAGACCGACCCACACAUGACGUUGAAAAUACUAUCCAUUAACGCGAAAGAACUAAACACCCCUACCAAACGGAGACUUUUACUACGAGAUUUAAAAACAAAGCUGGCUGAUAUAGCACUGGUACAGGAGACACAUAUUCCUAAAGCCACAUCGAUCAAACUAGGGGACCGUAUCUAUGACACCACAUACGAGGCCAGGGCACUACGCAAACAAGCGGGAGUAGCUAUACUCCUACAUAAAGGCUGCCCAUUCACAGUGACACAUAAACAGAUAGACCCGGAGGGCAGAUUCAUAGCCAUCAGUGGCACUCACUAUAACACUAAACUACAUAUCGUAAACUUAUACGCACCCAACAACCCCGACCGGGCAUAUUGGGACACCAUAGCAUCCCUACUCACCACCCUGCAAGGGGGCAUACUGGUAGUGGGUGGUGACCUCAACGCUGUCCCCUGCCCAGCAAUCGACCGCAGCUCCAAACCGGGGACACAAAGAUCUCAAGGCAGGGGGGGGACAAGACAAAGUCCUACACUCCUUUCUCCAACACACCGGACUCAUGGAUGCUUGGAGACUCCAACACCCAGACACAAAAGACUAUACAUACUACUCAGCACCACACAACACAUAUUCCAGAAUAGACAAUAUACUCCUCAACGGAGCUGGUAUGACCAAACGCAUUCACUCAGAAAUAAACAGCAUCACGUGGUCAGACCACGCCGAUGUAGCGAUCACACUGAGGAACAUCCAAUACCAUAACAACUGGACAUGGAGACUCAACACCAACCUACUCACCGAUGAAGCAAUACUCACCACGACGCGACAAAAAAUCACAGACUAUUUUAGUACCAACGACACGGAAGACAUAAACCAAACAACACUCUGGGCGGCACACAAAUCCAUGUUGAGGGGACAUCUCAUACAGGCAGCCACCCAUAAAAAAUGA